This is a messenger RNA of Peromyscus leucopus (white-footed mouse), 556 nucleotides long. RefSeq lists its product as uncharacterized. The transcript has a single exon. The coding region runs from base 52 to 471 and encodes 139 amino acids. Lineage: Eukaryota; Metazoa; Chordata; Mammalia; Rodentia; Cricetidae. The record is from RefSeq and is a predicted model, not a curated record.
UAAGAGGUGUCCCACAGUCAACUGCAGUCAGUACAGCUACGACUACGUGACAUGGAGGACGCUACUGAGGAUCCAGAUGAGUCCAGUUCAGGCACAGUUUCUGAAAGCUACUCUGAGGGUGGAUCAACCAGAAGCACAAAUAUGGAAAAAGGAAGCACCAAGAGCCAGAAGCAAAGGCUUCGUGAGUCAGCGAAAGGCACUGUUUCUGACAAAUUCCCCAAAAUAAUAAAGAAAGUACAGUCUGUGCUUGAAGAGAAUUCAGAGGGCAAGAAGAAAGGAAGAAAACGCACCAUAUUGGUCUUUUACUACCGGAACGAUGAGAAAAAGAAAAAUCCAAAACAUGAGGAAGACGGCGUCCCAGGAGAAUCUCAUACUUCAAAUAAUGCUUCAUCUCUACCUGGAACAUCCCAAGACCAGGAACCCUCCGCAGCCUCUCCUGCCAAACGAGUGCGGAAAUGGUUUUUCCUGUAGAGACUAAAUACUUCUCCCUUACAUGAGAAUGUUUGGGCAUUGUUGAUUAAAAUAUAAUAAAAAUACCUUUGGAAAAUGAAAGAAA